AUGGAGACUAGAACAUCUAGCAAGCCCUUAGGUUUAAAAGUAUGUCCAGGGUUGGUGAAGACUCAUCGUCCUCCUGAAUGUUUGGUCCAUCUUUUUGCAUAUCCCAAGCCAAGAUCAUUUUUAAUCCGUAUGAUUGGAGAGGAAACAACUGAUUUCCUUGAGAUGACUCUGAAGCAAAACCGACUACAGCACCUACUGGGAGUGCGUACUCUCUACUCAGACUCCCUGGGGAAGAAGGCAGCCGAGGAGGUUACAUCGGUCACACUACAGCCAGUUGAGUUGGAUUUCCAUGGUGUAGAAACCCCAUUCCUCCCCCAGGAGGUAAGGAACAGACUUGAGAGUCAUGUGAAGCAUAAAGUGAUACAAAAGCAGUGGGCUCUUCCCAAGCUUGCUUUGAAGUGUAUAAAAGCCUUUAGGGCAGAAGCCGCUAAGUGUCAACAGAGAAAUAAGAGUAUGGACAAGGGAAAUCUGAUGAUGGACAGUAACGCUGAAACCAUUUUCCAGCCUCUGAUCACAUGCCAACAACUUCAGGGUGAGAUAGAGCCAAUAACAGUAACAUCACCAGGUCAAGAAACAGAGGGGGAGAAAUCUCUCUCUGCAACGUCAACUGAGUGUGAUGAUUAUUCUACUGAGGAAAGUGUAUGUAGCAGCGUUCUUGUCAUAGAUAUAGCCACUCGACCUGAUGCAUUGGAAGUUAGCACAGCUGAUCCCAGGACCAAAUUUGAAAUGGAAUUGAAGAGCAAGUGCCUGGAAAUCAUAUUGUCUAUGCCACAGGAAAGGGUUCCUCUGAAGAGUUUGGUGAAGAAGCUAGUCGGACCAGGUAUGCGCAUCCCUAUACCCAGAGUGAAACAUGUUUUAUUCAUGAGAAAGGCAUCCAUUAAACUUAUUGAAAUGAACCUGAAACAGAAGCAUUUGGCAAAUGUAUUGGGAGCGCCCACCAUCUUCAGCAAGUCCAUGGAACUGAUCACACCCAAAGAAACUCCUCAGCCGAAGGAAGUGUCAGAGGUAGAGUUUGAAUUGUAUUGCUCAAAGACACUUUUUAUCCGCAAAGAAAUUAGAGACAAGCUAGAGUUCCACAUCAAAUGCAAAAAAAUCCAACACCUCUGGGGUCUGCCUCAGCUGGUGCAGAAGUCUCUUGAUGCCCUCAUACCCAAGGCACCAAAGAUGGAUCACAGCAGGGUUUUCCCAAAGCCCAAGUAUGACAUUGAGGUAAUGACAAGUGACUUACCAUUUUUGACUGAUGAACAGAAAGAGGCUUUAGAGGGCAAUGUGAGCAAAAAGAAAGCUCACAAGAACUGGGGUUACCCAAAACGGAUAAUGGACUCUGAAGGCAUUUGAGGUUCCUGAGGCUGUGGCCAAAAACCUGGACAAGAGACACCCCCCAGCGGCCUCUAAGGCUAAGGAUGUCCCUGUGGAGCCCAAAGAACCUCAGACCUCAAAUGAGUAA
Messenger RNA from Coregonus sp. 'balchen', 1447 nucleotides. The record is from the annotation of a GenBank genome assembly. Lineage: Eukaryota; Metazoa; Chordata; Actinopteri; Salmoniformes; Salmonidae.